Molecule: messenger RNA, 5010 nt
Organism: Durusdinium trenchii
Lineage: Eukaryota; Dinophyceae; Suessiales; Symbiodiniaceae
Source: the annotation of a GenBank genome assembly
AUGGAGACCGGCGGCGCCGCGGUGCGCGCAGCCAACACAUCGAGAGCGUCGCUCACGGUGGCGUUGGUGGAUUCGACGGGCUACGGUUGGUUGCCCGGGCAAAAGUUGGGGGACGCUGCGAUGGAUUUUCGCAAGUGUGGCGGCGUGGAGACGGUGGCGAGCAUCGUCAGUGGAGGCAGCAUUACGAAGGCCGGCAAGAAGGACGGCGCGAACAUUCUCGACCAGUUCAUGCAAUGGGUCUUGGACGGCGGGGAAGAGACCCAUGGAGGGGACGUGGAGGUGGAAGUGGGCGUGGUGCCAGCCCGCGACUCCGUGCGAGGGGCACGGUAUGAGGCCCUCGGGGUAGCGCGGCUGGCGUGCGGCGUCCCGGAGCUGAGCAAGAGCAUCUUGGAGACAGUCCCUGGUGCCUAUGGAGAGGCCAAAAAGGCCUUGCACUUUCUGCCGGCCUGUGCGUCGGAGAGCAUGGAGCGGGUAGUAGAGGCGGCGCGAGCCGAGCUGGAAGCGCGUCGAGCAGAGCGUCGCUCAGCCGGCGCGGAGGGAGCCCCCGCGUCAGAGCGUCGCUCAACCGGGGGCUGGGUGGCCGUGGUGAUUUGUGCCGGGUGGAACUGCAAUGAGGUGGAGAAUUUGCAGGAGGCAUUUGUCGUGAAGCAGCUCUGCGAGACGCGCACGUGGAGCGAGUUCCUUUGGGCCUGCUCGGCGCACUCCAGCAAGAAGCGGGCAUGGGCCAAGACGGCGCAGGCCUUGGACUUGGCGCCGCCGAAGUUGUUCCAGACGAACCGUGAGGACCACGCGCAAGCGGCAGCCAAUAAGGCACAGUUCACCCAAGGGCUGGAGAGACAUUUUGUCGGAGACGCAGAGUGCGUCGAAGACAUCAAGAGCCUGGGCGGGUCGGCGCUCCUCGCCCGCUAUGAGAGCUUCCAGCAACCGGCUCAUAGGGCGGACCUGUGGCGGUAUAUUCGCUUGUGGAAAGAGGGUGGAAGUUACCUGGACAUCAAAAUGGCGCUGCUGCAGCCGUGGAGCACAACUCUGGAAGAGAUUUAUCGCGUCGCGCAGUCCUCGGGCCAGCGCGUCGCGCCGCCCACGGAGGUGCAAGCUUUGUCGCAAGUCCCGCACCUCCUCCUCAGCAUCGGACAAAACCGCAAACAUAUCUUCCAGGGGAACAUUUGGCACGCGUCCGCAAAGCACCCGCUCUUAGCCAGAGCGGUGGGGCAUGCGCUGGGCACGUCGCAGAGUCACCUGCUUAAGCGAUACCUGUUGUUCUGUGAGUUUUUGUGGGCGGAGCUGCGGCGUGACCUCGGCCAGGACCCCGAGAAGCUGGAGGGGCAGGGGAAAGCCGAGCGCGAUCGACGUGGGCGCACAUGCUUGGGGGAGGAAUUUCCAGUGGACGGUCACUUCAUGUUCACCACUGGUGGCACGAGGUAUGCCGCCACCCGGGCGUGGGGCUGGAAGAAAGGUUUUUUACCGGUCGCUUUGGGAGCCAUCGCGACACAGCGGGAAGAAGCGCAGAGCGUAGCUCAGCUGGAGCCACAGCCCGGCACUCCUGCUCCCGAAGCGCCGAGUGCGCCGCUCCUGGAAGCGCCGAGCAGCAGCGCCGCGCCGAGCGCUGAAGCGCAGCAGCGCGUCGCGCAGUUGCAGGAGACCCCAAGCGCGGCGACAGAACCGGCGGCAAAGCAGGGGGAGGUGCCGCCACUGGAGAGUACCAUCACUCCGGAAGGCUUGGAGCGGAUAAUGGCAGUGGCGACGGGGCACAGUGCGUAUGAGGGCCUGACGCGGGCAGAGGUGGAGAUCUUCACGGUGCAAGGCCUGAGAGAAGCGACCCGACGGGAGGGCUAUCUCUCGUGCUUGUUCUGCAAAAGUAGAAAGAAGCAACAGCUGCUUUUCCAAGGCGCCAACGAAGUCCGAAACCACUUCGAGGGCAACCACGGGAGGCCACAGGCAACAGAAGCGCCCUCGCCUGCGGUCGCCGAGGAGAUCGGUCAGGCUAUGGCCGUUGUGGAGCAGACGAUGGAGAAGGUGGGCGUCUGGGCAGAGGAGGAUGUGCGAGCUCGCGUGAUUGCAGCGGCAGCGGUGCUCCCAGCGGAACCCCCCGAGCCAACGCUGUUGGACGCAGCUUUGCGUGCCACCGGCGACGUCGCUGACUUCUUCCGCCGGCUGACAAGCAUCUUGGGCCCGUCCAUCGCGGGCAACCGGCCUAUGUUGGCGACGGCGCUGAAGGACGCCUAUGCGCUGCCCAGCGUGCUGCAGAACGUCGUUCGGCAGCGUUCGGCGCAGGGCGCCACGUGGAACGACCUCACCCGGUCGGAGAACGUGGAGUGGGCCGUGCACGAUGGAUCGGAGGGAGACCCUCCGUACGCGCUGGCAAUGUGCAAAGGAGAGUCCUAUGAGUACGUGGACAGGGCGAGCUUGUACAGCACCAUUUUGGUGCGCUUGGUGGUGGACGCGGUCGAAGAGACCGCCAACAGCUUGGAUGCCGCAGGGCGGCAGGCCGUGCUCGAGUGCAUCUGCGUGCAUUUCAAUGAGGCCGCCAGGCAGCAGGGUCAGCCGUCGAGGCUUCUGCUCGCACUGGGUGGCGCUCGAGCCCUGAAGUUCGACUUGGAUCCCGCCAACAUCGAGCGCCAGUACGGAGGAGCGAAGAAAAGAGUGACCAAGCGGCAGGAGCCGCAGAGCGUCGCUCAAUGGCUUCGUCGUGCCGUUGGAGACGCCCUCAAGCCGCAGAGCGUCGCUCAGCUGCGCUCAGUGUCUGCCGCGACCGAGAACUACGCAGCAGACCGACGGCCGGAGGACUUUUUUUUUCCUGAGUUGGUGGGCUGCGCUCUCCGACGGUGCGAGAUCGACGACUAUGCCUUGACAGGGGAGGCCAACGAGCUCAAGUUGGUCUUGUACUUCAGUGAUGGAACCAGCCAAACACGACAUUUCAUCAGUACUGUUGGAGACGCCCUCGAGCCGCAGAGCGUGGCUGCCGUGACCGAGAACCACGCAGCAGACCGACGGCCGGAGGACCUGUUUUUUUUUUCCCGGCAGGAGUUGGUGGGCUGCGCUCUCCGACGGUGCGAGGGGAGUGGCGGGUGGGCGUCCGCUUUUCUUCGGGUGGCAAAAGUGAUCAGCCAACCAGCCAUGCAGCGCCCACACUUGGUGCAAUUCCAAGCUGACCUCUACCGAUACAGAAUGGCAAUUCAACUGAGAUGUGAUGCCCUAGCAGCUCUGAGGGCUAUGGAGACCAUGAUGCAACACUUCGAAGACAUGGGGUUUACCAAUACCGCCAACAUGGAAGUCCUGAAUCGAACCCGAGACGACCUGGCGGACUUCGCGACCUUUGCAGACUAUUUGUUGGGCCAAGCGACCGAAACCCUGAAUAACUGGGUUCAGUGGAGUGACGAAGUAGGAGUAGUGCCACCUUCCCACGCUCCCGCUAUGGCCGAAGCCUUCGGAGGAAGCCCGAAGAAGCGACGUCGUAGUGGAAGCGACGGCCCAGCCGGCAGCUCGCGUGAGCAGGUCACUGUGUCCAAGCUAGAAGAGAUCCAUCGCCUGCGGGCUCGCACAGAAGUCAACUUCAGCGGGCACGUGCUCGCAGCGGACGAGACGGUGCAGAAGCGUGACACCUUUGUUCGGGGCGCUUGCACGCAACGGGAGGUGGCAGGAUUCAUCGCAGCUGAUGCCUCGUGCUUGGUUCAAGUGGCACUAUGGGGCGACGUGGCAAAGAAGUACUUCGAGUCAUUGACAAAGGCGCUCGACGAGGCGGCAGACGGAGUUUUCCCUCGGAUCGAAGUCACUGCCUGCCAGGUUACCACUGUGAAGCAUCCAGAAGGGACAUCGUUGCGACGGCUGGCGUCAACGGCGAGGACCACGGUGAAGUUGCUUGAAUCGACCCCACUGACCAUUUCUCCGUCUCCACGUGUCCUCACGACCAGCGCGGCAGACUUGAUGCAUGUGCCUCAGGUCUCAUGCUUCAUGGGGGUCGUGAGCCGCCUAGAGGCGCGCGUCUUCUCGCAAGAGGACGUGGGAAUGAGAGAAAUUGGGAUCAGCGUGCAGAAUGGAUAUGAGGUGCCAGUGAUGCUGUAUGGGGUGCAAAGUGAAGAGGAAGUCGAACUCCGGGACCGCGUGGCGGUGUGGUUUGGCGAGGGGAAGCCCCCGUUGGCGAACAGAGACGACAGCAAGGGCAUGAUCUGGUUGUACGGAUCCGGGUACUUGCUGGCUUUGGGGAAAACCGAGGAGAGCGACCAAGGAGUAAAGGGACCGGCGCGGCCGUUCCGCGCCGCAGAGCGUCGCUCGGCGGCCGCUCCGGAGCGCGCACGCGCGCGACGGCGAGCAGAGCGUCGCUCCCUCACACGUCUGGGACGCGGCACCCCGCCGCGACAGAGCGCGGCGCGCCGCGGAGCGGCGCCCUCCGAGCCAACGUUGUUGGACGCAACCUCGCGCACCUCCGGUGAGAUCGCCGACUUCUUCCGCCGGCUGACGGCCGUCCUGGCACCGUCCAUCGCUGGAAACCGGCGUAUGUUGGCGACGGCGCUGAAGAACGCGCAGGCUCUGCCCUGCGUGCUGCAGAACGUCGUUCGGCAGCGUUCAGCGUGGGGAGCCACGUGGAACGAUCUGACACGGCCGGAGAACGUGGAGUGGGCCGCGCACGAUGGAACAAAGCGAGCGCCUGCGUACGCGCUGGCGAUGUGCAAGGGUCAUUCCUGGGAGUACGUGGGCAAGGCGAGUGUGUACAGCACCAUUUUGGUGCGCUUGGUUAUGGACGCUGUCGAGGAGACGGCAGACGCCUUAGACGACGUCAGUCGGCGAACUCUGCUGGAGAACAUCUGCGUGCAUUUCAAUCAGGCCGCCAAGCAGCAGGGUCAACCGUCGCGACUUUUGCUUGCGCUGGGCGGCGCCCGAUCUUUGAAGUUCGAUUUGGAUCCGGCCGACAUCGACCGCCAAUACGGGGGAGCAAAGAAAAGAGUGACCAAGCGGCAGGCAGAAUCUGGUGCGCCCCUGGAACGCUCCAAGCGGGCGCUGCAAAGGUUCGAGUGA